UUCAGACUUAUUUCUAAACACCUGGAGAAAAGAUGUAAACGUAAUCUCUCAUUUUCCAGUUCCACUAGUUCCAGUCCCGUGCAUACAUAGUGUCUCUUAGAUCUCCCGAAAUAAAUGCACCCUGUAUCCUGGUAUAUGUAAACAUUAUACCUGACUGUAAAUACUCAGGCAGUUGCUUUGAAGGCCUUGCACGGGCCCCACGCCCAGCUUAGCUCAUCCUAUCCUCAUACACUACAUAGUACAAGUACCCAGUUAAUACCCAGAGUAUUAGAGUUUGGAGUGUUUCACAGUGAAUUCGUGAAUUAUGGAGUUUGUGAUAAAAUGAAGAGGUGAAUAGUAAAGUAUAUAUAUAUAUAUGUAGUAUAUCCAGGGUUAGAUUAACACAGAACGGAUUAAUCAACCAGGACAAGGGUUGGAACGGAAAAGGGAGAAACCAAACCGGAAGUUUAUAAUUGUUUCCUAAACCUGCUGUCUCCUAGUACAGGAGUGUACACAGUUUACGUCCUGACAUAGAGUAAGGUUUAAGUUUCCUUCUCCUCACAUCUUCUCCAGGGCAGGGUUUAAUUUCACUCCUGGAGAACACACUCCGGAGAUAUUUGAAACCUGAGGAAACAAUGAACCUUAGACCUGGAACAGUAAAUCCAAACUUGGAUUGAUAAUCAGCUGAUCCCUCCACACGGAUCCACAAUGUCUGAUCCGUAUAGAGGGUAUACUGGAUACAGCUCCGGGGGGUAUGGAGGAUACGGAGCCCCAUAUAACAAUACACCCAGCUGGGGAUAUAUAAUCUUCUAUCUGGUGGUUCUCCUGGUUGGAUUGGUCGGGAAUGGAAUCUUCUGUCUCAUCAUCAAGAAGAAUGUUCAGCUAAGAAAAUCUAUCCAUCUAUUCCUUCUAACCCUGAGUAUAGCGGAUAUGUUGGUUUGUAUUCUCGUUCUUCCCUUCAUCAUUGAUGCUCAGGCAAAAAGGUCUGGGCGGCAAUUGUGGCAAGGGUUGCCCGAAAUAUUGUGCAAAAUGUACAUUUCCAUGGAUUACGGAUUGAAAGGUGUACAAGUGUACACUCUGCUCGUUGCCGCGUGUUUUCUCUACUUUUGGUACAGGAAGAAUGAGUCCUACGCUACUCAGACCGGAGAAAUUGUAACUCGUAAGACCCGGAUGCAUAAAUGGGGGAUCCCACUAGCAUGUGUAGUAGGAAUCGGAGUAUCCCUUCCUGCUGGAACAGUCGCAACUGUCAACUACGGCGAGUGCGCGGCCUGGCACGUGGACGGGGCCCAGAUGUCUGGGACCAAUUUCAACAUGAACCUUAGCUUUCUUAUCGCUAACUUCCUUGUCCCAGCCUGUCUUUUUGUCUUUCCCUUCCUCGCUCUAUUUAUGCAGAUUUGUGGAGCCAGAACCCCAAGAUUAGAUCCUCCGCACAAUAGAAUAGCUCUGACUAUUGUACUGUAUAUUAUCGUAUUUGUGGGGUGCAGAGCUCCUCAUGAUAUUUACGAGCUAAUGCAGAUGCUGGGCAAGCAGUACGGAAACAAGGGAAACCAGUUCCGCGGGAUGAAUCAAAACAUGAGGAUCCCUGAGACCCAACUCAUCCUGGAGUGUUUAGUUUAUCUCCCCUGUCUUCUCCAUCCUAUCAUUCUGAUCAUCUGUAACCCGGACUACAGGCAGGGACUGAAGAAUGUCUGCUCUAAGUUGUACUGUAACCAGUCCUCAGCCCCUACUGGAGAAGAAACUAGACGAGGAUCUCAGAUUAGAUUCCCACAACAAAACAAACCAAUCAUUAAGCAACAACAACAACUGUAUCAACCACAACAGUAUCAACAGCAACCUCCGCGAAUGGGAAACCGUAGGCGUGGCGAACACUCCCUUAUUGCAGAAGUCCAGCCGAUGAUUAUGCCUGCACAGAAACCGAUUCUGAACCAGAUGGGGAAAAAGAUUCAGUAUCCAGGUCACUACGGAGCUCAGCCCGGUUCAAUGUAUAUUCCGAUGGAAACCCUGUCUCCAAGAGAUCCAAUGCUUCACAACAAUAGUUACGAAGGAGAGCAUUCUCCCCAACCCUGUCUCCCUGCAGAGUUUGAGUACGGUAGGUUCAAGUAUGUUGAUACUGCCCGGGUUGAACCAAAGAUAGCGUAUACUCCGACCAAUACUCCUCCGAAGACUCCUCAGAUGCCUCAUUUUGACAAGCUGCCGUUCAAGCAACCCAACUAUAUUGAUGGAACCUGGAUAUUACCAGAGGAUAUGGAAUCUUACAGAGGUUUAAUACCUCCGUCACAGAUCCCUAUUGGAGGAUUUCCAUAUACAGAUCCUUCACUCCCUUCCUCUCCUCUUCCAGUAGAGAUUGAUGAUCCAGAGGAUCCUAUGGAGAUCGAAAGCCUGGAUCACUCCCCCGGUAGUACCCUGAGAACUGCCCGACGCGGAGUUCCUGAAGUGACCAGUCUAGCAGAUAGUCCCGGAGCUAGACGUCGAGCUAGCAGCAGAUUAGAGGAUGCUCCGGCUAGAAGUACUCCGACCAGACUAGAGCAAGCUCCCCCUCGUCUUAACGGACACAGAGAGGACAGAGGACAAGUUGAGGAUCCGUACGAACGUCCGUCCUCCAGAAACACAGUAGAGAUAACCUUGUCCGGAUCAGGAAGGAGUAGAUCAAGACAGGAUCUGUGUCCAGACCGUCCUAGAUCAAAGUUUGAGCACGCUGUAUGACGGGAAGAUUGCUCAGAGGAAACCAAGGAAGGAUUGAUCCCCAUUACCUCACUUAAACGCUCCGGUAGUACAGAUAAACUGACAGAACGAAUAAUGAUUCUCGGGGAUGAGCACACGGAGUAUAUGAAUAAACUAAUGAAAACUCGAAGUUUGCACUCUGAUAAGUACAAAAGUAGAACUCGACCAUCAACCCCUGUCCGUAUGGAGGACACAGACCGGAGAUGGUUGUCCUCGGACUCCUUAUCCGACUUUAAGCUAGAGGAUAAAUGGUGGCUUUCAGGGUCAUGCAAAUCCUUCCUUGAAACAAAACAAACUUCCUUUGGGCAUAAAAAACUUUUUCUCAUUGAGAAAAAACCUUCUCCAUGUUCGAACCCUGAACUCUCGUCUCUAAAGCAAGUGAAGAAUGGACUAAAGAAACUGGAGUUAAGUGAACCUCUUCUUUUUUAAAACCUCUAAAAUAUUGACAAUGGUUAAACAUCCUUUCUGAAAAAAAUAUGUGCACUUUU
Messenger RNA from Eurytemora carolleeae, 3188 nucleotides. RefSeq lists its product as uncharacterized. Bases 688 to 2682 code for a protein of 664 amino acids. The transcript has 7 exons. Gene Ontology annotation, biological process: G protein-coupled receptor signaling pathway. NCBI's taxonomy places the organism in Eukaryota, Metazoa, Arthropoda, Copepoda, Calanoida, Temoridae. Gene Ontology annotation, molecular function: G protein-coupled receptor activity. The record is from RefSeq and is a predicted model, not a curated record. Gene Ontology annotation, cellular component: membrane.